Molecule: messenger RNA, 598 nt
Organism: Paramecium pentaurelia
Lineage: Eukaryota; Ciliophora; Oligohymenophorea; Peniculida; Parameciidae
Source: the annotation of a GenBank genome assembly
AUGCAAAAAACAAAAUCUUACGAUGAAAUUUCGUUAUCUCAAUUAUCAAAAGAAAUUGAUGAAACUUCCAAUGAAAAUUAGCCGAUGCUCAUUUAUUUAGAUGGUCCACAACCAUCUUAAACAGAUAGUUUAGAUUUAGUUUUAUAAUGUCUUCCAAAAACAAAAAAAAGAAUCGCAAGAAGAAAAAAAUGUGAUUUUCACACAAAGAAAAGAAAAAAAAUGAAUAAAAAAAAUCUAAAUUUUGAAAAACACACUCCAUUUACUUUUGAGGAAGAUGAAAAAAUCUUAAAUCUUGUAAUAGAGCAUGGUCCAAGAUUUUAAAUAAUUUCUAAGUUUUUUUUAGAUAGAAGUUAAAAUGCUGUAAAAAAUAGGUAUUAUAAGUUUUUACGAUAUAAUUGGGACUUAAUCCUUGGAAGGUAAACUUACAUAUUAUUUUUAUAGUAAUUAUCAACAUUUUAAUUAUGUUAUUGAGGACGACAUCCGAUACUAAGAAAAAAGUGAAGAAUUAAACAAUUUUUUAGAAAGCAUGAAUUUGUAUCCAGAAGUAACAAAUAUAAUGCGUAACCUUAUUACUCAAGUUGAUAAUCAUUUUAAAUGA